Messenger RNA from Leucoraja erinaceus (little skate), 4677 nucleotides. Its product is annotated as poly(A) polymerase type 3-like. Gene Ontology annotation, molecular function: poly(A) RNA polymerase activity; RNA binding. The record is from RefSeq and is a predicted model, not a curated record. Gene Ontology annotation, cellular component: nucleus. Lineage: Eukaryota; Metazoa; Chordata; Chondrichthyes; Rajiformes; Rajidae. The transcript has 23 exons. Bases 313 to 2607 code for a protein of 764 amino acids.
CACGUCGAGCCGGCUGGCGCUGCCCGCCGGCCGCGGGGUUGUUGUUUUCGUCCGGCGGCCGCCGCCAUGUUGGGACCGUCCGCUUUGUUAUAAAGAAGGAGAUAGAAGGAGAAAAAACACGCUACGGAAGCGAGCUGAAGGGCGGCGAAGUAAACGGAGGACCCUUGGAACAAAACACGCCCGUUGGGGGCGAUUUUUAUUCCCCCUCUGGUUGUCGUUUGAAGCUGAGGGUGGGAAAGGAAAGCGGUUUCGGGCGCAAGAUGAGAGUGAAGCGGGGAGACCGUUAGGGGGACGGGGCACUGGAUUGGAGCCAUGCCAUACCCUUCUGCAAAUCAAGGAUCUCUGCAAACCCAAUCCCAAAAGCACUAUGGUAUUACAUCUUCAAUUAGCUUGGCUUUGCCAAAAGAAAAUGAUUAUGUGCUUACCCAGAAACUUAUUGAGGCACUAAAUCCUUAUGGAGUUUUUGAAGAGGAGGAGGAGUUGCAACACAGAAUUGCAAUUCUGGGAAAGCUAAAUAACUUGGUGAAAGAAUGGAUUCGUGAUACCAGUGAAAUUAAGAAUCUUCCUCCAUCCGUGAUAGAAAAUGUUGGUGGGAAAAUUUUUACUUUUGGCUCGUACAGAUUAGGAGUGCAUACAAAAGGAGCUGAUAUUGAUGCAUUAUGUGUUGCACCUCGUCAUAUUGAAAGAGUUGACUUCUUCUCAUCCUUCUGUGAAAAGCUGAAACAGCAAGAUGAAGUGAGAAAUUUACGGGCUGUUGAAGAAGCAUUUGUACCAGUCAUUAAACUAUCCUUUGAUGGUAUAGAGAUUGAUAUUUUGUUUGCAAGAUUGGCUCUUCAGACAAUCCCGGAAGAUUUGGAUCUUAGAGAUGAUGUGCUCCUUAAAAACCUGGACUUGAGGUGUAUUCGAAGUCUUAAUGGUUGCAGAGUCACAGAUGAGAUAUUGCAUUUAGUACCAAAUAUUGAAAAUUUUAGGCUGACACUGAGGGCAAUUAAAUUAUGGGCAAAGCGCCACAACAUUUAUUCUAACAUACUAGGCUUUCUGGGUGGUGUCUCAUGGGCCAUGUUGGUGGCAAGGACUUGCCAACUGUACCCCAAUGCUGUUGCAUCAACCCUAGUACACAAAUUCUUCUUGGUUUUUUCAAAAUGGGAAUGGCCAAAUCCUGUCUUGUUAAAACAACCGGAGGACUGCAAUUUGAAUUUGCCAGUGUGGGAUCCACGGGUUAACCCAAGCGACAGAUACCACCUCAUGCCAAUUAUUACACCCGCCUACCCACAACAAAACUCAACAUACAAUGUCUCUGCGUCUACACGGGCUGUAAUGAUGGAGGAGUUUAAGCAAGGUCUUUCGAUCACAGAUGAAAUUUUAAUGGGUAAAAUGGAGUGGUCCAAACUCUUUGAGGCUCCAAACUUCUUUCAAAAGUACAAGCAUUAUAUUGUGCUGCUGGCGAGUGCUCCAACGGAGAAACAGCACUUGGAGUGGGUAGGAUUGGUGGAAUCCAAAAUCCGAAUUCUAAUAAGCAGCUUAGAAAAGAAUGAGUUCAUCACUCUGGCUCAUGUUAAUCCGCAAUCAUUCCCAGCUCCAAAGGACAAUCCUGAGAAAGAUGAAUUCAGUACUAUGUGGGUCAUUGGGAUAGUCUUUAAGAAAGUGGAAAACAGUGAGAACCUGAGUGUUGACUUAACGUACGAUAUUCAAUCUUUCACAGAUACUGUUUAUAGACAAGCAAUGAACAGCAAAAUGUUUGAAUCUGAUAUGAGGAUUGCAGCGAUGCAUGUGAAAAGGAAACAGCUCCAUCUACUCCUACCUAAUUAUGUUCAACAAAAAAAGAAAAAGCAUUCAUUGGAGGGGAGCAAAGCCAACUGUGAAGAUGAAAAUAGCAUGGAAGCCUCUCUGGACAGUGACCAUAGCCUGCUUGUGCCUUCCAGUCCGUUACAGAAUGCCAACAGUCCCCAGAGUAGUCCAAUUACUGCUGCUUCAACAGUGAAUGUGAUCAGUGUUCCAAAUUCAGAAACCCAGGUGGAAUCAGAGACGACUCUUUCCAAAGGAAAUUCCAUUUCCCGUUCAGAGGGCUCGGCCGCAUCCUCCAGUGACCACAUUCCUCAGGCCUCUCCAGUACCUGCUUCUACUGCGCAACCAAAAUCAGCAGUUAACCAGGUUUCAUCCACGUGCAUCGGCAGCCAGCCUGCAAGUUCCACCACAAAGGCGUCUAAUCCUGUUCCCUCUGGGGGGAAGAGACCGACAUCGCCUGCUAUCACUGAAUCUGCAAAUACCGAGGAACCUGCAACAAAUGGGGUACCAAUGGAUCAGAAUCUAUCACAGAGUUCAAAGAGAACAUCCACGCAGCUAACUGAAGGUUCACCAAAGAGAAAGAAGUUGGAUGGAUCUGCCUCUGUGAAUGAGCAAGGUGACUGUUCGGCAAGUCCUAUUACUGAGAAAAAAAGUGAUGAAAAUAUGAAGGUUGCUGAGUGUGAAGAAAAGAUGCUGCCAAUCCAAUCUAAGGCUUCUGUCUCACAGGAACCAAUGAGCACAGAACUUUCUGAUGUUUCCUCCCUUCCUGUAAACCCUGUUCCAGUAGUUAAAAACUCAAUAAAGCUGAGGCUAAACCGGUAGAACUGCUACCACUCCUGGGGCCAUAGAACACAAAGAGAAGAAGGACAUGCGUGCAUGCGCACAAAAAGAAACAUCUCUGGGAAGAGUCAUCUGUUUGCUGGCUGCAGAUUCCUCCAUGGAAACAUUUUUAAAAGUUCUUUGGACAAAGGUGAUGGUGGCAUAUGGUGAAGUUGGACGAUAAAGGCUGUAGAUUUUUUUUAAACAUGUCCUAAAAGACUUGAUCAUUGUCGAAUCUGGAGUCUGGUAGAACUCGACCAGUGAUAAGGAUGCACUGCGGACUGACUGGUCAUGCAGCGAGUGCAUCUUGGCGGAGUACUGCUGAUGUGUUGGCAACAGUUAUGUUAGUUGAAACAGUUUUUUCCAAGAACCAUUCUCCCUCCCGUUACCUUUGCUCUUAAAACUGCCUGCAAUUGUGAAAAGAUUUUUUUAAAUGUUUUUGUUGACCAAUUGUUCAGUCAUAUGGGCAUUAUUUGUGAAUUUAGGUUAGUGAUGGUAUUGGGGGAGAUUUAGUAAGGAAGGACCCUUGUACUGGGACAUACCAUUAUUGAUUUCAGGGCACUAAUCUACUUUGAUCCAAUUGAUUCUUUCAAACAGCAAUGUGAAAUCGGCGCUUAGUUCCUUGUGUCUUACAUCCUGGAAAGGGUACAGGAGCUGCUGCAUUUCCCUGGUUGCUUCCAUUGUUUGUCUGUUGAUUUUUGAUGGGUUAAAUGUUAAUUUGACUUCUAUUUUUGUGCCGCUGUCAGGAAUAGGUUGUCUCAAAACCACAUUCAAGUUGGUUUGUUUGCGACUGGUAGGUGUCAUGUUAAGAUACUGAACAUUUCCAUUUUGAAGCUGGUUUCCUAUCAUACCUAAAUGGGUAGGAUUUGAGAUCUACUACCACUAGGAUGAGUCACUGCUUGACCAACGUCAUAUCACUUCCCAGUCAAAUUGCAAUCCAGUAUAAAACUCAUCCAUAUUUGACAUUGAUUGAGCUCAUCUAUAUUUGACAUUGAAACUCGAGUGAAAAUCUCCUGCUUGUAAAAAAAAAAAGUAGACUUUGUGCUUCUGCAUGGUACAUAGUUCAGCAAAUUGCAUGGCCCUUAUGCAUCCAUGAAGCAUGCCAAAAUAGGUUUAGAAUUCACCUUGUUCAGCGAGGAAUUUGCUAUAGUUGUUUGACACGUUUGACCAUGGACAGUUCCAUUAAAUCUCGCCGGUGUGCUACAAUUCUUUCUUUUUCCUUACAAGUACCGUUAUAAAUGUUAUUUUAAAGCCAAAAACUUUCUUCUUUGGAUCAGUACAAAGAAAAUACUUUUUCUGGUUUGUCCUCAAGUUAUAUAUCAGUUAUAAAUCCUUCAAGACUUGGUAUGAUGGAAUGAAUGUACUUCAGGCAUGUGAGGUCAAGUAAAUAGAAGUCCUUGAAACCAUUCAAACUUCUAAUUUUCAUCAUGUCACAUAACUACAUGCAGGGAAAACCCUUUUUACUUUAAUGAUCUGAGAGGUAUUAUGUCAACAUUGAGAUAUAUAUAUGGCAGCAUGUCAAGAAAACGGGUUCUUCCUCAAAUUUAAUGCAUCAAGAAAGGCUGGUAAUGAUGCUACUAGCACCAUUAAGUUUUAUAUUGGUGACUCUGGCUAGCACUUAUAGAAGAAAGUUAUAGAAGAGGUAGUUCUGAGAGCCAGUCACCACCCAUGGGGUUUUUUUUUUAAUUGUAAAAUAGAGCAUGAGAUUCAAGUUUUGCCAUGCUGGAAAUUGAGCUGUUUAAUAUGAGCAGGUUGUUGGCUCAAUCCACAACUAAUUCACUCAUUGUCAACCUGGGCACAUCAUCUGCGGAUAGCUUGGUGACAUUAUUUAUGGUUGUCCAUCGCAAGACUCCAGUGCUUAAGUUUUUAAUGAGAUGAUGGAGGGUUUCCUCCAUGCAUUGAAUCCUUUGUAUUUUCAUUGACUUGGAAUGCUUUAAAAUAUUUUUCAUCAGUUUAUUAAAAACAAGAGUGGAAGAGUUGCAAUAUUGUAAACGUUCGGGAAGUGCUUUUGGAAGUACUAACAUUUUACAGUUUUAAUUUUUUUUUAAUUUAAUAAAAAGUAUGUGGACCAUC